Molecule: messenger RNA, 2348 nt
Organism: Heteronotia binoei (common prickly gecko)
Lineage: Eukaryota; Metazoa; Chordata; Lepidosauria; Squamata; Gekkonidae
Gene: ZC2HC1A
Product: zinc finger C2HC-type containing 1A
Exons: 10
Coding region: 155-1162 (335 amino acids)
Source: RefSeq, a predicted model, not a curated record
GCGCCGUGCCGCCCAGCUCUCCACUCCUCCUUGCGCUAAGAAGCCAAUGGGCGCGGGGGAUGUUAGUGGCGGGGAGGUGGCCAUGUUGCUACAGCAGCGGCCGCACUUGCCUGGGCGGCCGGGAGUAGGAGCUUGAGGGUCGCUUUCGCACGCCAUGGAGGGGCUGGACGGUAAUGGAAGUACAGUGCAAACUGAAGAUUUGUUACCAUGCAAGAUCUGUGGGAGGACUUUUUUCCCAGUUGCACUAAAAAAACAUGUUCCAAUUUGCCAAAAAACUGCUACUAAGAAAAGAAAAACAUUUGAUUCCAGCAGACAGAGAGCAGAGGGAACGGAUAUCCCCACAGUAAAACCUCUAAAACCACGGUUGCAGCCAAGAUCUAUUGCAGGGCCAUGCAGUACUCCAGAGCCACCAAAGAAGCCAUCAAAUUGGAGACGAAAACAUGAGGAACUCAUAGCAGCAAUACGAGCAGCCAAAGGAGUUGAUCAGGUUCUUAAAGAAGGUGGCAAGCUACCACCACCACCACCACCAUCAUAUGAUCCGGAUUACAUCCAGUGCCCAUAUUGUCAGAGAAGAUUUAAUGAAAGUGCAGCUGAUCGACACAUAAAUUUCUGCAAAGAGCAGGCAGCACGUAUUCCUAAUAAAGGCAAAGUGGUUACUGAUGCUAAAGGGAAGCUUCCUACUAGAUCCCAGUACAAGUCACCAUCUGUAAAGAAGAUGCCUUCCACAGGGAUAACAUCGCCAGCCUCAUCGCGUUUGCCACAGCCAAGUACACCUGCAAAUAAAAUAUUGUCUACGAGUGGAUCUACGGGAAACAAAACACAGAGUUCAUCUCCAGCUCAUAAAAACUCACUGAGGACAGCAAGCCCACAAACAGGAGGCCCCAUGAAAUCACGGACAGGAGUGCCUACCGGUGUAGCACGAAAUGCUGGCAUGGGCAUGAUGGCAAACAAAAGAAAAAGCUAUGGUACUGAAAGCUACUCUAACAGGACUGGAUAUGAGAGUGGAGACUGUUCAUCUUCUGUCAAUGGAGGAAGCUCUAAAAGCAGUGAGGGAAAUUCACCUGCACAGUUACCAAAAUUCUGUUACGAAUGUGGAGCAAAAUACCCAGUUGAAUCUGCAAAAUUCUGCUGCGAAUGUGGAGUUCGGCGAAUGGUUAUGUGAACAUGGUCUAAACAAGAAAUAGAGAACCAGCUCUUUCAUUGCUAUGGCUGCACAGAAAUCUUUGCCUUCCCAUCAGAACUGACGCUCAUGCACCAUAAGUCAUUUUCCAAGAGCUUGUCUUUUUCGUUGCAGAGUAAUUUAUAUAUAAAUAGAUAUAAAUAUACUGUACAUAAAUGGGUAAGCACCUAUAAUUGUGCCAUUCAAGAUGCUCUUGAGACACUGAUGGAAAUUUCUUUAAUGGAGCAAAAUAUUAACUAAAGAAAUAGUAGAGUUUUUGUAAUCCUGUUAUGUAUUAUACCCAUAAAUAAUUUUGUUGUCACUUACCCAUGGAAUACUAGCCCUGAAUAAUUUUUAUGUAAAGGAAGUGUUAAAUAAUGAUUUCCUUAUGCUAACAUUUUGUCAGCACAUUACUUAGUUGGAACAGUUCAUCCUGAAUCUUAACAAUCCUCCUGACUUAUCGGCAUUUUUCCUAGGUCUGCAUGCAGAAGUCUUUAUAAUCUGAGUAGUUGCUUCUUUUGUGUAUAAUUGAAAUAUAUUUCCUUCCUGUUUUUCACUUAUCCUUAAUUCACUUUUUUUAAAAUGAACCAUUUCCCCCCUUCAGAUUCAUCUUUAGUUUUGCAGAGUAACUCACCUUCCUUUAGGCAUCUGUGGGACCAAUCCACGAACCCAUGCUGCCCGUAAUUUAUAAUUUCAUUAGAUUUAUAGCUUACUUUCUCCCACAAAAGGGCUCAGCGCAGGUAACGUUGUGGCAAAAACUAUACAAUCUGAAACAGUUACUGUUCUAAUUCAAUAAAUACAAUAAAAUGAUAAAAUAAAUACAAUCAAACAUAGUUAAUAGAUGGUGUAAAAUCUCGCAGAGUAAGUAUCUAUUGAACUUACGGAGGAGAAAAGGGAGAAGGGAAGGCCAAUCAAGAUGGAGAACUGUCACUGCCUUCAGUCUUAUGCCUGGUGAAACAACUCUAUCUUACAGGCCCUGCAGACUGUUUUAGAUCCUGCAGGGCCCAGAUCUCACCCAGAAGAAUGUUCCACCAAGUCAGAGUCAGGGCCAAAAAGAGCCUCAAUGAAAUUAAUGGAAUAUGUGCAAGACCUUAGUGCAUUUUGAUCCCUUUCCCUAUAACAUUCUUCUUUCCCACUGUUGUAAAGCACUCCUGUUCCCUUUCUCUACAAAAUAAAAGCAUAAACACAG